This is a messenger RNA of Pleuronectes platessa (European plaice), 1546 nucleotides long. RefSeq names its product claudin-10. Gene Ontology annotation, biological process: bicellular tight junction assembly; cell adhesion. The record is from RefSeq and is a predicted model, not a curated record. The coding region runs from base 123 to 848 and encodes 241 amino acids. Gene Ontology annotation, molecular function: structural molecule activity. Gene Ontology annotation, cellular component: plasma membrane; bicellular tight junction. Lineage: Eukaryota; Metazoa; Chordata; Actinopteri; Pleuronectiformes; Pleuronectidae. The transcript has 5 exons.
CUCCCCAUUGAACUUGCUUGUGCGGAGCCGAGCCACAUUUUCAACAAGCUUUACCAGCCGGGGGAACCGCUGAUCAAUUCUAAGUCCAACAGUAACUGGCCCGCAGAAACCCUCUUUGCGGUAUGAGCAGCAUGCUUCAGGAGAUCGUGGGCUUUAUAGUCAGCACCUCAGGGUGGGUGCUGGUUUCCUCCACCCUGCCAACGGACUACUGGAAGGUGUCUUCACUUGAUGGAACAGUCAUCACCACUGCUACCUACUGGUCCAAUCUGUGGAAGGCUUGUGUCACCGAUUCAACAGGAGUCUCCAACUGCAAAGACUUUCCCUCCUUGCUGGCUCUGGAUGGUUUCAUCCAGGCCUGCAGGGGACUGAUGAUUGCCGCCAUCUGUCUGGGUUUCUUCGGUUCCAUAUUUGCCCUCGUUGGAAUGAAGUGUACCAAAAUCGGAGGAACGGACAAAGUCAAAGCGAAUAUCGCCUGCUUUGCUGGAGUUAAUUUCAUUCUUAGUGGCCUCUGCUCGUUGUCGGCGUGUUCCCUUUACGCACAUCGGAUAACAUCAGAGUUUUUCGACCCAAUGUAUAUUGCACAGAAGUACGAACUGGGAGCUGCUCUUUUUAUCGGCUGGGCAGGUUCAGUCCUCUGUAUCAUCGGAGGCAGCGUUCUCUGUUUCUCCAUCGCAGAUUCCUGCAGCAAAAGCCGCAGUCAGGUGAAAUAUAUCUACAGAGGUGCACCCUCACACUCUCAUAUCUCAUCUCACCCAAGAGGGCAGGCCACCUCUGUAAACCAGAGGCUGCCUCCAGACUACAGCAGCCCCCCUGGGAGUCAGCACUUUGAUAAGAAUGCAUAUGUUUGAAGAAUGUGAAUAUGAAACACUAUUAGUUGAAGCCACUGGUGAGUCGAAUAUAUAUAUAUAUAUAUAUAUGUAUACCAGGUCCUUGGGACAUGAACGAAAGUUGAUGGUUUGUCUACCAUCAGCAACAUUUGCUGAUAUUCAUCUAUGACUCACCAGGAAUUAAGUUAAACACAUUUGUGUUUCUUCCAGGUGUAUAUUAGUUCAAAGGUAUAUGACAUUUUACUUAGCUGGGAAUUUGCUAUUUUCCAUAACGUUUCUGCAUUUCUGUUUUUACCAGGCCUACAUAUUGCUGUACACUAAAUACAUUUUUAGUUAAGCCACAUUAAUAAAAAAAUGCCUAUUUUGCAAUCCCUGGUUCCACCCCAUUGUCUGGAUCCGCCUCAAAACAUAAAAUUGUACAGUAAAUGCGUUCGGAAGUUCUCACGCAAUCCUCGUAACAUUCAAACAAACCGAUAAACAACUUCCUUGGCAGAGAUAAAAAAUAAAGAUGUGUCUUAUAAUUAGACAUCCAAGAAUCCAAAGCACUUGUAAUGCCUGCAUCAUUUUCUAUUGUGGUAGUUUUGUAGGACAUUUCCUUUGGUGGUUGGACCUUGUAGCUGUAAAUGACCUGUGCAUGCAAAAUUGUUUUUUGUAUGAUUUUAUAUUAAGUAAAGUUAUUGUUUCUGUGAGCGUGAAGAGAAUUAUGAGCAGUCUCAAAG